GAACCAUGAACACGAACGCUGUUCAACUACAAUGAUCUUGGGAAUUGGCUGUGAUUUGUUGAAAGUUUCCAGGAUUGAGCGUAUUGUGAGACGACAGGGACUCAAUGGGAAGACACUGGACCGGUUUGCCACGAGGAUUUUACACCCGGUGGAGCGUGAGCAGUUUGUAGCGUUGAGACGUAGCGAUGAUAUAGCUGGGACAGUGAGGCUUCUCAGUGGCAGCUGGUGUUGUAAAGAGGCAGUUUUCAAGUCAUUGGAACCUGGAAGACAGGCCAAGUUUCGAUUCAAUCGAUGGUACAAGAGCAAUGACGAAUACGGCCGGCCGACGAUCUGUGGUGAUGACGUUAACAACACAGACCGGUUUCUAGUGUCAGUUUCUCAUGAUGGUGAUAUGAUAAUGAGUACAGUUCUACGACAAGGCAUACAACAAUAAAGUAAAUGAAUUAAAGGAUC
This is a messenger RNA of Williopsis jadinii, 453 nucleotides long. RefSeq names its product holo-ACP synthase. Gene Ontology annotation, molecular function: magnesium ion binding; holo-[acyl-carrier-protein] synthase activity. The record is from RefSeq and is a predicted model, not a curated record. Bases 32 to 433 code for a protein of 133 amino acids. Lineage: Eukaryota; Fungi; Ascomycota; Saccharomycetes; Phaffomycetales; Wickerhamomycetaceae. The transcript has a single exon.